ACUGUCACAAGCUACAGAAGAUACAAAAAACUUAAGAAUUCAAUAUAGAUUUUUCAUCUGCUGUUCUGAAUAUUGAUUCUAUUUAUAAUGGAAAUGAACGCAAAGGAAAUUAAGAAACCAAAAUCCAAUGUUACGUCCUUGUUUUGCAACAUUAAGCUCUUCGUGCUAUGCCAUGGCCUGCUGCAGCUGACCCAGCUGCUCUACAGCGCCUACUUCAAAAGCACCAUCACCACCAUCGAGAGACGCUUUGGCCUCAGCAGCUUCUCCUCAGGCCUCAUCUCCUCCCUGCACGAGGUGGGGAACACAGUGUUGAUUGUGUUUGUGAGCUACUUCGGAAGCAAAGUCCACCGGCCACGUAUCAUUGGGCUAGGUGGUCUCCUCAUGUCCAUCAGCGCAACAAUCCUGGCCUUACCUCACUUCCUGUCCCAGCCCUACAAAUAUGGCACUGUAUUAGCCGGUAACCAGGACAUGUGUGUGCCUCAAGGAAACUCUACUAAGCUUGGGACCUGCAGCCUGGGGAACUCCCAGCAAACUACAGAAACCAAUAACCUGUGGCUAAUAAUGGCCAUAGCCCAGCUACUGUUUGGUGUGGGUUCAGUGCCCAUCCAGCCUUUUGGCAUCUCCUAUGUGGAUGACUUUGCCAGGCCAGGAAACUCCCCCUUGUACAUAGCCAUUCUCUUUGCCGUGUCUGUGUUUGGGCCAGUCUUUGGGUAUCUGCUGGGUUCUGUGAUGCUGAGGAUCAACGUGGAUGUGGACAGAAUUGACCCAGCCCGCUUGCUAGAGCUGACGCCCUCUGACCCACGCUGGGUGGGGGCCUGGUGGAUGGGCCUCCUGGUCUCUUCUGUGUGUCUGGCUCUCACCUCUAUCCCAUACUUCUUCUUUCCUCGGCACAUGCAUACGGAGGAAAAUGCCACUGGAGAUGAAAGUGUUUUUUUGAAAGAAGACCCAAAGAAUCCUGACAGUUCACUUUUGGACUUCCUCAAGAUGUUCCCCCGGCUCUUUGUGAGGCUGCUGCUGAGUCCACUCUUCCUGCUGCUGGUUCUGGCCCAGUGCUGCUUCUCCUCUGUGAUUGCAGGCCUGGCAACCUUCCUCAACAAGUUCCUAGAGCAGCAAUAUGGCACGUCAGCAUCUUAUGGCAGCCUGCUGAUUGGUGCUGUGAACCUGCCGAUGGUUGCUGUGGGGAUGCUGUUGGGUGGGGUGGUCAUGAAGCGCACCAGCCUGUCCCUGAAAGUCAUCCCCAGGUUCUCGGUCACCAUGCUCUUCCUCUCAGUCCUGUUGUGCGUGCCACUCUUCUUCAUGGGCUGCUCCACACAGACGGUUGCCAGGGUCACAGUCUUCGAUCACCAAGACGAGUAUCGGCAUUUGUCCACGUGCAAAUCCAACUGUUCCUGCUCUGAAACCACCUUCAACCCGCUGUGUGGUUCUGACGGCAUAGAGUACAUCUCGCCCUGCCAAGCUGGCUGUUCCAACUUCUCCAGAGACCCUCGAAAUCCUCACAAGAUUCAGGCCUACACCAGCUGCAGCUGUAUUAUUUCUAAAAGCAAUCCCCUAGGAAGUGGCCGUCCAGGCUCCUGUGACAAGAGCUGCCCCCACUUCCUCCUGCCUGUCAUGUUCCUCAUAUCCCUCGCCGGGUUUGUUGCCAGCAUGACCCACAAUCCCAUCUACAUGAUGGUGCUCAGAACUGUGCCCCAUGAAGAGAAGUCUUUUGCUAUAGGAGUUCAGUUCUUGCUCAUGAGACUACUUGCAUGGCUACCUGCACCUGCCUUAUUUGGAAUGGUCAUUGACUCCUCCUGCAUUUGGUGGAAGCCGAAAUGUGGGAAUAAGAUGGGCUCCUGUGGUUACUAUGACAAUGAUCUCCUCAGAAACAGGUACCUGGGCCUCCAAGUAGGGUUCAAAGCCAUGGGGAUCUUCUUGCUGACCAUGGUUGGCUGGAAGGUGCAACGCAUGAGGGAAUACAGUUUAGAGAACAGACUGGAACAGGCUAAUGUGUAGCCUAGCUCAGCUGCCAUGUAAAUACUUACCUGUGUGAUUUACUGUGUGUUUACAGUUUAUUGAAGUAAUAGUGCACUUCACAUUCAGCCUCUUCCUUAAAGGGACAAGUGAGAGGUAUCACACACUGCCCUGUGGACUUAACCAGGGUUUCCCUAUAGCUUGGAGGGACACAUGGUGCAGAACCCUGCUGUGUGCACUGCUUCCCCUGGAACUUCAGAGGUUGGAGACCUGGGCAGACUGUUUCCUUUUUUCAUCUGCAAAUGAUUAUCGGAUCACAUUUCCAUUGCUUGCUUCCAGUUUUCACUGGAUGUGUCUCCUGUUCUUAUAGCCAGGUAUUUAGUCUCUCUCCAGCUUUCACCAAAAAUCUUUCAUCACUCAAACAAAUUUGAACAGAGGGCUCUGCAACCAUAUGCAAUCUUUGAAGCCAGACCUUUUUUUUUUGCAAAAAAUGAACUAGUUCUAUUCCCAGCAUGCUGGAAACAUACAAGCUAAUGGGGCAGUCAGCAAGGUUAUAGAUCUUAGUCAAAGAAUCAUCAUCAAAUUGUCUGCCUGUGAUCACAGAGAAGAAAGUCAUCUAAGCAGUGUCCAGUAUACGUUCAACUUUAUAAGUACAGCCAUGUCAUUUUUGGAAAAUAGCCAGGAAGACACCACCGGGGAAAUUGUAGGGUAUCAAGCUAGAAU
Molecule: messenger RNA, 2673 nt
Organism: Megalops cyprinoides (Indo-Pacific tarpon)
Lineage: Eukaryota; Metazoa; Chordata; Actinopteri; Elopiformes; Megalopidae
Gene: slco2a1
Product: solute carrier organic anion transporter family, member 2A1
Exons: 14
Coding region: 88-1992 (634 amino acids)
Biological process (GO): prostaglandin transport; transmembrane transport; sodium-independent organic anion transport
Cellular component (GO): membrane
Molecular function (GO): prostaglandin transmembrane transporter activity; protein binding
Source: RefSeq, a predicted model, not a curated record